AAAGAUUUUUCCUUAGAUUUUGUCAACCAAUUAAAAGAGAAUGAUGCAGCCAGUAGCAUUUGACCUCAGUAAUAUUUUAUGUUACGAUGAUCCAUUUGAACAUUAUGAUUUUUUUGAAAAUUCAGAAAUUAUAAGCCCUUUCAAUAAUAUUACUAGUGCUAUUGGCUACUCUUCUGAUGAUUCUACUCCUAGUCCUACUCCAAUAUUAUCCACGGUGGAGCGCCGUGCAGACGCUCCACCAACACGGUGGAGAUAUCGAGGGGUGAGGAGGCGUCGGUGGGGGAAGUUUGCGGCGGAGGUAAGGGAUCCAACGAGGAAACGGAAUAAUAAUAAUAAUAGGGUGUGGUUGGGGACAUAUGAGACACCUGAGGAUGCAGCAUUGGCUUAUGAUCGCGCUGCGUAUAAACUGCGAGGGACAAAGGCAUUGCUUAAUUUCCCACAUUUGAUUUGUUCAAAUGUGACUGAUGAUCACUAUAAUAGAGUUAGACCAAAGAGGCGUUUAGGUCUAAACUCUCUUGAUGAAAUUUCCAUUGCAUCCACCAAAACAAGCACUACUAAUGAGUACUCUCCUAGUGCAAAAAGGAGAAAUGUUGAGUUAAUAAACAGCCUUGCCAAAGCCAAUUUGAAUAGUCAUAGCAUCAUGGAGAGGUUUAAUCAGUUAGGCGCUUCGUGUUAAGAAAAAUCUCAUUUUGAAGUUGGAAUAAUGCUUGUUAUGAUCAAAAGAAAUUUUCAAUUUUCAAAGUUCGAACAUGAAUUUAAUUCUAUCGAGACUUGAAAAAAAUGUAUUGUCAAAAAUGUAUUCCCUUGAAUGGCUUAAUGAUCUUAUUAAAUAAUAUUGAUAUUCUGCUGUUUAUUCAUUUCAUUUUGAAUGGUAUAGAAGCUGCAUUAA
Capsicum annuum is the source of this 889-nucleotide messenger RNA. Its product is annotated as ethylene-responsive transcription factor 13. The record is from RefSeq and is a predicted model, not a curated record. The transcript has a single exon. Bases 41 to 676 code for a protein of 211 amino acids. NCBI's taxonomy places the organism in Eukaryota, Viridiplantae, Streptophyta, Magnoliopsida, Solanales, Solanaceae. Gene Ontology annotation, biological process: regulation of DNA-templated transcription; ethylene-activated signaling pathway. Gene Ontology annotation, molecular function: DNA-binding transcription factor activity; DNA binding.